Molecule: messenger RNA, 2517 nt
Organism: Aaosphaeria arxii CBS 175.79
Lineage: Eukaryota; Fungi; Ascomycota; Dothideomycetes; Pleosporales
Exons: 1
Source: RefSeq, a predicted model, not a curated record
UGGCCCUUUGGGGCAAGAAGAGCAAAAACCGCUAAAUUAAAACAGGAGGGCAGACCCACUCCCGUUACACCUACUGCUGGAGGGAACAUCCCGCCCACAGGAACCUCCGGCCCUGUGCCACCAAGCAACGAUGCCCUGCAAAACAACCCAAGCAGACGCAGCGCUCGCCGAAAGAGAAGACCCUCGCGCUCCAGUACUACAUCCUCGCGCGACCCAGAGAAACAUCUCUCCGACCUCCCUCCCGUCAAUCCCCCCUUCGCUUCCAGGCGAUAUCAACACUCCUCAGAGGACAUCACCGCACUGCCUGCCACCAAGCGUCUCUCCCAAAGUCCUCACCUUCGACCCGUCACCCAAGACCACAGCAUUCCAUACAGUUUCCACGCAGGCUCACAUCCCAGUCUCUCGGCGGCGCGUGAGCGGGGGAAAUUACAACGACCCCAGUCCCUACGCAAAUCCGUCAAUGAGUCGUCACUUGUUCGCCGCAAGUCUAGUAAGCGGAAGCAGCACGAUUCCCUGCGCGAGGAGGAGAUCCGGGCGAUGAGUAUGCCUCUACCACAGAAGCGCCCAGCAGGGAAUUCGGGAGGCAUGCUGCGCCGUGACAGCAAGAAAGUCAAAGCAGGACUCAACCGCCAUUUCGAUCGACCCACCUCCAACAUCUCCCUUCCACUCCAGGACUCUAUACACUCCUCCAUGUCUGGCAGCUCCGAGACCCGCGGCUGGCGCGUCAGCGCCCUCGAUGUAUUCUCCCCACGACCGACUGUCCGGUGUUCGACGGGCUCCCAAUACUACUACACAGGAGCAGGACCAUCCCCGAAGAGCGACACGAAGAGAGAGCAGAGAGCCUCGACCAGCCGGGAAGGCAAACACGAAAGCAGAAGCAAGACUAUCGAUGAUUUAGCAGACACCCUCGAUGCCGGUGCUCUGAGGGAAAUCCUCGAGAGGGACCAGCGGCGGAGAGAGAAAAAGAGGAGGGCGGACGACGAACGUCUGCGUAGAAGGCUCGAGCGGCGCGCAGAAAAACAGAAAGCCCAAGACAAGGUCAUGGAACCAAGCGGAACACCUGCGACGCCCGGAAACGCAGCACAAGGAGCUGUAGGAUUGGGAAUCGGCAAGGACGAAGCCACUCCCAUGGAGGACGUCCGAUCCGCAACACCGCCGCCAGAGCCGCAACCUCAUGCCAUAGAUACCUCGGCGACACCAAAGCUCGAGGAAAACAGCCAGCUCCCGACGCCGCUGGACAGCCCGACCGAAGAACCCGUUGUAGCCGAUGCGCAGGCCGUCAGAUAUUCGCGCGCAAGCAUGUCACCUACUCCAACCCCACACGGCCACACCCGUGGACCUUCCAACGUUUCGCAGAUGCCAGAGCUCCUCUCCGAGAUGACAGCACGUGAAACAGCCCUCCAAUCUGUGGAACCCACCCACGAGGACCCAAAUGCCAGUGGAUCGCUUCAUCCUGUGAUCUCCACAGACACUGCCGCAACGUCAAAGAAAGAGUCCUGGGCUCGCCGACGCAGCUCAGAGGGCAGACGCAUGGGCGUGUUUGCCUCGUUCUUCCGCCGUGGAAAGCGAAGUUCCCAAGACCAGGCUCGCGCCACGCCAUCGGAGGCAUCCUUUUCAAACACUUCGCGAGAAUCGAUGUCCCGCCAGCCACUACCCGCACAUCUUGUCGGCCCUACUCAGCCUAUCCAGAUCAAACGGCCGUCCAGCGUUCCGCGCCGCACUAUGUCCAAAUUCCGGGAGGACCUACCGGAGUUUCCGAUAUCUCCCCCAGACUCCCGAGUUCAGUCACCGGAGGUCACGGGAAGUGCCAUCGCCACCCGACGUGGAAACAACCCUCCACAAGAUAUUCGAGUCAAUGCCAGCAGCCCAGUUGGUGGCCGAACCGACUCCCCAGUGAGCCCUGGUGUGCCAGUUGCCGGCGCCAUGUCGCAGAGCUUAGCUUCUGUAGACUCGGAGGGGUCUUGGCUAUCUGGCAAACCGAUGAAGCGAAGAUCGAACAACACGCAUCUCCGGUCAAGCGUGGGUUCAUCGGGAAUCUUGAAGCCCAAUGAAGAGUUCAACGCCUCUUACGAAGAACUUGGCAUUCCGGAUGAUGAGUAUUUCAGACGAUUAACUCCCCAACCCGAUGAGAAGCGCCGCUCUGCACACUCGGCCGACCUGCUUGCCCGAAAGGCUAGCAGCACGGCAAUGGCAGCUCUGGACAUUGCAGAAUCCGAAGAUGAAGAAGACACCACCAGGCCCGCUAAUGGAGGGGAAGAACUUGUUCAUGUUGGUGUCGGUCGCCAGCCUACUAUUGUGCACCGCAAUGCCCGUGUCAAGUCCACAGAGGCGCUGGUCAGCUUCUUCCAGACGGACAAGACAUCCCCCGAGGAAAGGCCAUCGGCUGAGGAUGCCAGGGAACAGGAAUCGCCGAUAUCAGAAACAGAAACACCCAUGGUCCAGCGCGCACGUAGCGUGGAUCUGGGUAACUACCAUACGAGACAACUCAGCGCUGGCUCGGCGAAAUUGCUAGACAUC